CUUCCUUUCUUUUCUCCUAGCUCAAGCCCUGGUGGUCGUCCGCUCCCCUGUAUCUGCCCUCGUCCCUGUAUUUAACGUCUUCAAGCCCGAGUCCAAGUCAAAAUGCGCUCGUCCAUAUCCCUCGGUCUCCCCUUUGUCGCGUCCCUCGUCUCAUCAGCAUGGGCUGCUACGUACGCGCUGAGCGACAACCACGUCGGGCAGGACUUCCUUACCUCCUUCACACACGAAGCAAUCCCGGACCCCACCUCCGGCAGAGUUAACUACGUCGACCAAGCUACGGCACUCUCCAAGAACCUGACGUUCACGUCCGCCGACAGCCUCAUCAUGCGUGCGGACGACACGACCGUGCUCACCGCGUCCGGAUCAGGGCGGGACAGCGUGCGCAUCAAGUCCGUCAAGACAUACACCACGCACGUCGCUGUCUUCGACGUCCGGCACAUGCCGCAAGGCCUGUCCACCUGGCCCGCCGCCUGGGAGACGCUCGAGGACGGGUGGCCCGCCUCAGGCGAGGUCGACAUCCUCGAGGGCGCAAACGACGUCACGCCGAACCAGAGCACUCUGCACACCUCGCCGGGCUGCACGAUGCCCGACGGGCGUGCGCAGACCGGCGCGGUGGUGACGGAGGACUGCGGGGAUAGUGGAGGAGCGAACCUCGGCUGUGGGGUGCACGCGCCGACGAGCAACAGCUUCGGGCCCGCGUUCAACCAGAACGGCGGCGGGUGGUACGCGAUGGAGCGCACGAGCACGUUUAUUAAGGUGUGGUUCUGGGCAAGGAACGACCCCAGUGUGCCCGCGGAUGUGUCGUCGGGCGCGCAGAGCGUGAACACCGAUGCCUGGGGCACGUCCACCGCGUUCUUCCCGAACACGGACUGCGAUAUCGCGAGCAAGUUUGGACAGAACAACAUUAUCAUCAACCUGACCUUCUGUGGCGCGUGGGCGGGCGCCACGUUCGCGCAAGCGGGCGGGCAAGGUGAUUGUGCCACCUACGUCAACAACAACCCCUCGGCCUUCUCCGAGGCGUUCUGGGACAUCGCCGCGGUCCGCGUCUACACAUGAGCCCGCCCGCGCCGGGCCAAGUCCCUGGCGGACCGAAGGUAGCAGGUAUUUAUGAAGGCUAUUUAUUCGCCGCUGAGAAAGAGCAACAGGAGGAAAGGCAAAGUGUACUACUAACAAAAGCAUGGCGGGUCCUGUCGUUGUCGUUCGUUGAUUGAUUCAUUGGCUGUAUAUACCCGCAAUUCAUUCGUUUUCCUCGCUCGGUUCAUCCAUCCCACUUUUGUGACAUAUGUAUGCCGGUGAGCUAGGCUGAUGAUAAAUAGCUUGAC
Molecule: messenger RNA, 1322 nt
Organism: Gloeophyllum trabeum ATCC 11539
Lineage: Eukaryota; Fungi; Basidiomycota; Agaricomycetes; Gloeophyllales; Gloeophyllaceae
Product: endo-beta-glucanase
Exons: 5
Coding region: 103-1056 (317 amino acids)
Biological process (GO): glucan catabolic process
Molecular function (GO): hydrolase activity, hydrolyzing O-glycosyl compounds
Source: RefSeq, a predicted model, not a curated record